CAUCCAGCCAUGGCGACCGAGCUGGCGUACGCCCCGCCGAUGAAGGCCGGCAAGGAGGGGUUCCAGGGGACGCAGGAGGCGCAGCACAGGAUCCGCAUCACCCUCUCCUCCAAGAGCGUCAAGAACCUCGAGAAGGUCUGCGCCGAUCUGGUUAAGGGAGCCAAGGACAAGAGCCUCAGGGUCAAGGGCCCCGUCAGGAUGCCCACCAAGGUGCUCAACAUCACAACCAGGAAGUCCCCCUGCGGAGAAGUCAUCCUGAUGAUAAAAAUGAUAUCGUGA
Lolium rigidum is the source of this 279-nucleotide messenger RNA. RefSeq names its product 40S ribosomal protein S20-like. The transcript is spliced from 3 exons. NCBI's taxonomy places the organism in Eukaryota, Viridiplantae, Streptophyta, Magnoliopsida, Poales, Poaceae. Gene Ontology annotation, biological process: translation. Gene Ontology annotation, molecular function: RNA binding; structural constituent of ribosome. The record is from RefSeq and is a predicted model, not a curated record. The coding region runs from base 10 to 279 and encodes 89 amino acids. Gene Ontology annotation, cellular component: cytosolic small ribosomal subunit; ribosome.